GGCCGUCAGCUCCACCGCUCGGCUCCUCACUGCUCCGCCGCUCGUCCCGCAGGAGCGAGUCCCGCACCAUGACACGUGGAUGACACCCCGUCCCGCAGCCGGACUCGCGGCUCGUCGGAUGCCGGCGUUUUGAUUCGCUACUAUGCUCUCGGUGAAGGAGACGCUCCGGAAUCCACUCGUGCCCGUGAGCACGCGCAGCCCGGCGGCGUGGCUGCGCCGACGCGCUCCUCCUGCCGCCGCGUUCCGCCGAUCACCGCCGCGCCAUGAGCCCACCUGGACUCAUCCAGUAGACGUGUAGUGACGCGAGAGCCGACAGCAUGGCUGAUCAGAGCAACAUCCAGUCCGCCGCCUCCAAGAGCAUCCGGCCCUUCAGGAGCAGCGAGGAGUACUUGUACGCCAUGAAGGAGGACCUGGCCGAGUGGCUCAACACCCUCUACGAGCUGGACGUGACCACGGAGACCUUCAUGGACGGGCUGGAGACAGGGACCGCUCUGUGCCGACACGCCAACAACGUCAACAGAGCUGCGCAGGACUUCCUGCUGGAGUACCCGGAGGCUGCCAGGGCCAUGAAGCUGCCCUCCAAGGAUGUGCUCUUCCAGUCACGGAACGUGAGCCCAGGUUCCUUUGUGGCCCGCGAUAAUGUGUCCAACUUCAUCAGCUGGUGCAGACAGGAGCUCUGGAUCAAGGACGUCCUCAUGUUCGAGACCAACGACCUGGUGGAGAGGUGCAACGAGAAGAACUUCGUCCUCUGCCUCCUGGAGGUGGCCAGGCGAGGCUCCAAGUUCGGUAUGUUGGCCCCCAUGCUGAUCCAGCUGGAGGAGGAGAUCGAGGAGGAGAUCAGGGACCAGGGCAGUCUGCAGAUGGAUGCGGAGCAGGCCGAGGAGCCGCAGAAGAGGAGUCCACCCAGCAGGUGUUUCGGCCGCCAGGAGAGCAGAGCCAGUGUGGAGGAGGAGCCGCCUGAGCCUUUCGUGUGGCCCCAGAAGAGGGUUCUGUGUGACAUGAGGAACCUGGAUGAGUUGGUCCGUGAGAUCCUGGGCCGCUGUUCCUGUCCAGCUCAGUUUCCUAUGAUCAAGGUGUCUGAAGGGAAGUACAAAGUGGGAGAUUCCAGUGCGCUGAUCUUCAUUAGGGUCCUGCGCACUCAUGUGAUGGUGCGUGUCGGAGGGGGCUGGGACACAUUGGAGCACUACUUGGACAAGCAUGACCCGUGUCGAUGCGCUGCUUUUGCCCACCGGUACCAUCAGGCCAAGGCCAGCGGGCAGGGAGGCCAUAGCAAGUCGUCCAGUGCUCACUCCUCCCGCUCCACCAGCCCCGGGCCGCACUGGAGCCGAAACGAUGGCAUGGCACCUUACAAACCUCCCGACAGGCGCUCGGUGGAGCCCUCCUCCGGCCCGUCUAACCCCUCCUCGACAUCACGGCUGGCUCGCUCGCAGUACCCUUCAGUACCCACAGAUUUGGACUCAAGCGCAGCGCGCGCCCUGCUACCACGGCCGCCGAGAGACCGCUCAGAGCCCCGGCACUUCAAUCCUCUCAGGAACCGUGAGACAAUGCUGCCUGUGACAAGACGCCUCUCCGGAGACAGUGACUCCUCUACGGCGUCCUCCAAAGGAGGCGGAGGCGGGGCAGGGCGGCGAUCUCUGGGUGCCGCCUCCCAUCGUUCCAGUGAUGAGAUCGUCCUCCUGGUCAACCGUAAGGAAGGCAGGCACAUGAUCGAGAGGCCUGCAGCUGGGCAGGGUCCUUCAUUAUCCAGGGCUCGCAGCCAGUCACGAGAGCGCACCUCUCACAGCACCGGGCUGAAGCCAACCCCCCCCCAGGCAUCCUCCAACGGCUCCCAGGCCCCUCGCACGGAGAGAGGACGUUCUCUGGUCAGUGAUGGUGCGAGAAAGUUCCAUGUUCCUCGCUCACACAGCCAGGGUAAAUUACGAUCCCGGACGUGGUCCAGAGACUCCAGCCCAGCAUCGACUUCCAGUUCCAGAGACGCUCGGCCUCCGCCGGCAGAGAGAAAGGAGGACCGAGGCAGUCCCAAGCAGGGACUGUCCUCGUCCACGAAAACUGGCCAAGGAGUGUUGGCCAAGAGGCAGUCAUCGUCGUGCUCCAACUCACCGAUCAAAGGACUACGAAACAACAGCCCAAAUAAGAAGGUCAUUAAUACCCCGAGACCGCCGGCCCCUCGCUCUCCCUCUGUAGCAAAGGGAAGGUUGCUUCCUCCAGUCACUUCAGGAGGUCGCCGCUCUCCACAUUCAUCUCCCCGCAACCCUCAGCAUCACGCUGUCCGUGGGACUCGAUCACUCGCCGCUUCCCGCUCCAACGGCCAUACUCACCAUCGGAGCACGCCGGGGCCGGAGCCUCAGGAGCCUGGAGGAGAGGGAUCGGGCGUCUACCACAUGCUUCCAGCUAUAGACCCUCAGAGGGAACAAGAUCUCUACCGCAGCUUUGAGGCCGAGUUUUUAGCCAAUACUCAGCAAGCCAGACAAACAUCCAGUCGAGAGUGUGUUGGAAAAACUCCGGCAGGGGCCGGGACGCAUGUGGCGCCUGCAGCCUCUGAUGCUAAUGUCACCGACUCCGCCUACUCCUCUUCCAACUCCUCCACCUCCUCGAAGAAAGGUGCGCUGCCUGACCUCCGAGAGUCAAGAAGAAAUCAUUUCUUACCCCUAGAGGACCCUCUGAAUUUACUGUACAAUUUUGCUGAACCACAACAUUUUAGUCAAGUGGAGGGGGAACACUGGCGGAAGCUCCCAGCCAUCCACAGUUCCAGGGAAGAGAGGGAUUGUCAUGGAAACAGCGAAGCAAGUGCGACGAGCGAUGGUUGCUGUCGGAACAUGAAUGGAGACCAUCCCUCUGGUGGCGGCUGGGGUUCGGAGCCGUUACAGCUGCGCCAGCCAAACCUUCCGUACAACUGGGAACACAGCGAUGCUAGUGACGACCUCCCACCCCCGGAGGCCUGCCCUUCACCAAUUCCCCUCCCCCCUUCGGAGGACUGCUCUUUUCAAGAUUCCUCAAGUGAAAAUUCUUCAAUGUGUUUGAGCCUUAGUGAGUCACACUCGGAGUCCCCCCCGCUGACGUCACCGCUCGCCAAUGGCGUGGCGCAGGCCAAAGGGCAGACGAGGCCAGACAGGGUCACUCCCACCUCCAAGCACAGAGUAACGCCUGGGAUCAGGCCUCGGACCGACAAGCGGCCAGAAAUCCGCCCGUCACGCAUCCCCACGCCGGUCAGCUACAGGGAGCUGCAGACCCCAGGGAGACUCUCACCCUGUCACACCCCCCCCCUCUCCCCUCAGAGCUCACGGGCUGCUGCGCGCUCAGCGAUGGGCAGGAACAUGCACCAGGCUUUUGCAGACAUGGUCCAUCCUCAAUCACCGUCCGCUGCCAUGGACAACUAAGGCGUUUACGGACCUGAACUCUGGCACAGGACUAAACGACAUCAAUGACUACUGUGUACAAAAGCUAAGGACUGGGCUAGUGACUGUUUUUAUUGCAUGUCAAAGUCUUUCUUUCUCUCUUUUAUCCCUACCCAUGAGUCACUGCUUUGCUUGUUUUGCACUGGAGCCAAAUGAUCUAUUACCAAAGGAAUGGUAUUUCCCGCGGUGUGUGUUUUUGGGAAACAGUGGCACGAAGAGAGCGCGCAUGUGCUGCCAUGUGCCACAGCAGCUCACCAGCCAGAGAUUCGACACGACCACAGCUUCCAUGUUCAGUUCCCAGACUGAGUUGAGAAGAUGCACGGACAUGCCAGAUGUCAAUAAGCCAAACACCUGACCACCAAACUCUGAUGAACAAUGGAGGACUGCCAUCACUGACUGGCAUCCUAGUCUGGGACCAUGAAAGAUGAACCGUAUGUCUUGUGCAUCAGCUCCCUCUAAUGGUGUACCACUGCCUUUAUGAUCCCCAUCCUGGUUUCACGUCUACUCAAGUGGGCUUGACGCGGUGUGAACCAAAGUAUCACCAUUCUUUUGCCAGUCCAUAUCAGGCAUGGAGGCGUUGCACACCUUGGUUUCUGCGCAGUCCUGGAUCCUGGAUGGUCGUGGCUUCGUGUCGUCCUCACUGAACCGUUUCCACCCAACUGUAGUAGACGCCUGUCAGAUGAGAUGAGCGUAUGAGCAGAGUGUACAUACUGUCUGGUGUUUUGUGGCUAUGAAGACGUGUGUGUGUAAAUACAUCCGGUGUUGAGUUCUGUGCAGCCUUAGCUAUGCAAUAUUGGUGUUGAAAAUGCCUUGACCACUCCCUUUGCCUUAAAGUCUUUUUUUUCCAGGUUUGUUUUGAAUGUUUCUGCUGGACACUGUUUGGUACCACUGCAUUGCCACCAGGAGGAAAAGAAGAACCAAUGUGAAUGUCAUUGCCAAUUGCUUAAAGAAAUAGCGCUUGUCGGAAAUGGAUGACAGAAGCGAGAAAUGUAUCAUUUAUUGCUUUUAGAACCUCCGAGAGGUUAUUUUCGUCAAGUUGACCUACUUAUCACAGGGACGGCGACAGUAGCUGCGGCGACCUCUAGUGGACAAGCAAGAGAAGGCUCUAUUCCGUGCAACGGUGGCGCUGAAUGAACACUGAAGUGUUAGGCGAUCCUGGGUGGUCAGAAGUCAUGACAGGGCGUUUGUGUUUGUGUCCAUGAUGCUGAGGGGCUGCCACUGACAAGGCUUGUGAUUGUCAUGUACAUAGUGUGUGAAACAUGCAUCUGAGGGGUGAUGUUGGUUCUAUUUAUUUAUUUAUGAAUUCAUUGGCUGUCGAGUGGCAUCUGCAAAAGUUCAUUUUCUUGUGUAAAGAAAAAGCUGGUCGAGCCUGUCAUGAUGUAAAAAGACAAAGAAAAAACACACUCCAUGAGAAUUCCAUCGUAUCUAUUGUAACCCACAAUUCACUCGCAAUUAAACGACCGCUGCCAUCAUUUGUUCCUCAAAGUAGUGAACAGCGGCUUUGAAAGGUUACGCUUCAUGUAUGAUGUUGAUCUGCUCUUUGGUCUCUGUAAAUGUUCAAUGAAAUUCUCUCCUUCUCCCAACCAGCAACAUCUGAAUGUUCAGGACCAGUCAGUUUGCUACAUUUAUUUUCUUUGUAUGUACAGGUUGCUCGUGGGAUUUGUAUGUACGAACUAGCAAUACUACAUUUUUUUUUUUUUUUUAAUUAAAGGAAAAUGGAUUGUU
Molecule: messenger RNA, 5120 nt
Organism: Synchiropus splendidus (mandarinfish)
Lineage: Eukaryota; Metazoa; Chordata; Actinopteri; Syngnathiformes; Callionymidae
Gene: gas2l1
Product: growth arrest-specific 2 like 1
Exons: 5
Coding region: 318-3377 (1019 amino acids)
Biological process (GO): protein localization to microtubule plus-end; regulation of microtubule polymerization or depolymerization; microtubule bundle formation
Cellular component (GO): cytoplasm; actin filament; stress fiber
Molecular function (GO): cytoskeletal adaptor activity; microtubule binding; actin filament binding
Source: RefSeq, a predicted model, not a curated record